Cantharellus anzutake is the source of this 1288-nucleotide messenger RNA. RefSeq lists its product as uncharacterized. Gene Ontology annotation, cellular component: cytoplasm. The record is from RefSeq and is a predicted model, not a curated record. NCBI's taxonomy places the organism in Eukaryota, Fungi, Basidiomycota, Agaricomycetes, Cantharellales, Hydnaceae. Gene Ontology annotation, biological process: ubiquitin-dependent protein catabolic process. Gene Ontology annotation, molecular function: ubiquitin conjugating enzyme binding; ubiquitin binding. Bases 8 to 1210 code for a protein of 400 amino acids. The transcript is spliced from 5 exons.
CAACACCAUGCCAAGCGACCUCCGCGAACUGGGGGAGAAUAAUCCGCAGCCGUCAUUGGACGGGAGCGUAGAAACACCUACCACCCGCGCACUAAAUCCUCCCGCUGAUAAUCAGCUUGAUGCUUAUGAGGGCACCAACUACGCUCCAAAAGCAGAGCCCAGGAUCGCGUCAUUGGCAGCAAUAUUUCCGGACUUCGAUCACGCUGUCCUGUCAGAUGUCUUGGACCUGUGCAACGGGAGCCAGGAUCGCGCCAUAGAGAUUCUUCUAGGAAUGAAUGAUCCCUCAUACGCCCCGCGAACCUCUGACACUACCCAGUCUGAGCUGGACGAGCAGCUAGCACAUCGCCUUGCAGCAGAAGAACGUGAAGACUUCAUGAGAUAUAUUCCGCCCCCCAGUGCAACUUAUCCCUAUACUCCCCGUGCUCCCCGUCGGUCGAAUGAACAUGCUAGGCCAGUUGAAGAUGUGCCUUUACAAACCCAAUUCAGAGAUUAUUUCAUGCCCUCUUCUACACGCCAUAGGGGUGUAAACGAUCCUGAAGGUGCCUCUUCCAGAACUGGAGGGGAUUUUCAGGAACAGUUCACGAGGAUUGCGGACACUGGGAAAAGGACUUUUAAUAAUAUAUUUUCCAAGGUCAAGGCGAAGCUACAAGAGUUUGAUACACCUGCGAGCCAACACAAAUCUAGUGCGGCAUCUACGUCAUCUGCUCCUCCCCGGACGCAGCCAGAAGCUUACUAUGCACCUCCAAAACAGGUGACCCUAUCGACAUCACCUCCUAAUGUUAACGAUGACGAUGGCUAUGACUUGACUCCUCAGGCUCCUCUCCCGAUACGUACCGGUAAGCAGGUUCACCUCCCUCCAAGCGAAGCUAAUACCUACCUUUUUGAGAAGCUGCGGGCAACAGCCAAAGGUUGGCACCGCCCGACUCCGCGCAUGCUGAGGAGCCCAAACCGCCAUCAAACCGAUCCUCAUCCCCUUCAACAUCUCCGCCCAUCUCAUCUGGUUUGGAUCGGAGUGAGUGUGCAUCUUCAUGAGCCCCCAACCGCCGUUGACCUCCAACCAUUCGCCGCUUAUGGAGGCAAACUGGGCCUGCUUCCCCGCCGACCAAGAUCCCUAAUUGUAGACGAUCUCACUGCACCAGGCCCGCAUCACGAAGGGAAGACCUCAUCACCCUCGCAGGAUGACGAUGACGACCGUAAGCUCGUGUUAUAAUUAGAAAUUGGUGCUCAGAAAUCCUCAAUGCAUGGUAUAUCUAACAGUGUAUCUUCCGAACCCGGAUCACGCUGAAAG